UUUCCUCCCGCCUUUGAAUCAGCUGUUCGCCAACCGCCAUGGCGCACGCGAUGUCAAAACGUCGGAAACGUUUUCUUAUUUCGCGAGUUUUACCCUUCGAAAGGAUAUUCUCCUGAGUUUCGAUUAUGUAAAUACGCGUAUUACAAAUAUUCGUUUGUCCUACAUAUUCGUGUAUUAUGCUUUCGCAAAAAGUAUUAUUCCAUUUUUCAUUUAUGUGAUUGUCGUCGUGAACGUGAUUUGAUUGGAGGGUUGCUCCGUUUGCAGAUUUUUUUCAACCUCUCAGGGGUUCAAUGAUGUGAGUGGUCGUACACACCGGAGAACGUCAAAUGUCAAACAUCACAAUGGGGUGAAUAAGAUGUGACAAUAACCGCGACGAAAAAGGCUUGAGUUAUCGAAAAAGGAAAACAAAAAGAAAGAAAUAAAGAAUAAAAAAGAAAAAUAAAGAAAAGGAAAACUGAAAGGAAGGAAGGAAUGUAAGAAGGAAAGAAAGAAAGAAGAUAGGAAGAAGAAAUAAAAACGAGGUCAUCGUCCCUCGAGGCUAUUUAACGAAGACUCGAAGGUACAAAGAAUUAUCGAAAGAGGAUUCUGAUCUAUAAGAAAUGGAGGAAGUCGAAAUCGAAAUUGAGCCAACGUACGAAAAUCUCUCUCCAAUGUUCUAAGAGCCGAAAAUUGCAAAGUCCGUGAAAACGCUGAGGUUCUACAUUGUCCCUAAUUGACAGGAAGAGAAAGAGAAGAAGAUAGAGAGAGAGAGAGUGAGGGCGAAAGGAAAAAAGCCUUCAAGCUGGAAACUCAAACGUAAGGAAGAAAGAAGGGAAAAAGGAGAAGAAGAAAAGGGAGAAGAGAAUAAGGUAUCUGGAACGGCUUUGAAGUUUACGAGUAAGUCGGUGGCUCCUGCUAGUGUAAUAGAAUGAACGAGUAAAAGCGAAAGAAAAAAAGAAAAAGACAAAAAGAAAGAGAAAGAAAAGCAUAUGGCAUAACAAAUGGUCAGCCGUAAAACUGGCUCAGGAAAGUAAAACGACACCGGAAGUAGCUAACCAAGGAAUACUCGAUGUGCCAGAAAGGCUUGUGUACAAGUCUAUCCUCUCGAUAGCUCUCAACUUGUUCAUACGUAGCAAUCGUUACAAUUUUUCAUUCGGAUUUAGGAAAGAUCAAUGAAACGAAGAAAUUGUCAUCGAUCCCUAUAUAAAUCGUGAAUGAAAAAUUUUCAAAGUUACUGAAAGAAAAUAAGGAAUUCUUUAACCGUCCGUUGUACAAUGAUUAUUCUAUAAUUUUGAUUAUUUUUGUGGAAAAUUAAUGAAAAUAAUAAAAUAUCAUCGUACUGAAAAAUUGUAGAUUAGCGUUGGUUUGAAUAAUAAAUCAGUGAGAGCGUAGGAGAAAAAGAGGAAAAAGAAAAAGCAGAAGAAGAAAAAGGACAAAAAAGGGGGAAAGAAGGAACCAUCUUGGGUUCAGCCAGAUGGGUUAAAGGUGAAACGCGAUGGAAGGCGCGAUUCCGUGCCGGUGGAUGCAAAAGGGCGCUGUUCGCGCUGUUACUGCUGCCCUUUCGGAAGCGCAACAAGUGACAACGCCGUGCAACUGCUACUGCUGUUACUGCUACUACCACUCUUACUUCCCGAUUUACAGACGUCAUCUGCUUUAUCCAGCUAGGAGUCGAGAAGAUUCGAUUCCAUCUACUUGAAUGUAAAAAAGACAAAAAUUAAAGGAAAGGAAAGUAAAGAAAAAGGAAGAUAAAGAGAGAGACGGGGAAGGGAUACGGGUCAGAGAUCAUUGACAAGGAACCUCCGUUAGCAGGGAUGCCUGCUAAGAUGAACUUCUUAGAAGCUAUCCAAAGAAGAUUAUUUCCUUCUUCGUCCUUCUUAUCUUCUUCUUCUUUUUCAACGUGCACUUUAACGCAGAAAUAGGUACGGCCAAGUGCCCAUGGCGACUUUGUCUGUUGAGAUACUCGAUGAAACUACGUUGGACAGAAAGACGAUUGCUGAGAAUCUUGGAGGAUUCUUGGUCUGGUAUUCCUUGGACUGUACCUUGAAUCCUACGAAUGAGAACAGACCUCUAUUAUUCGUCUGAUCUCAAGACGAGCUUUGCGAGAAGAGAAAAGAAAAUAAGAAUUAUAGAGGAAUAAAAAGAAAAGAAAAAUUAAUAACGGUACAGAAUAAGAAGAAAAGAGGAUCAAAAGGAUUUUUUAACACUUGUAUCUUUUUAGAUUUUAUUUUAGUUAUUUGUUUUCGAUCCACCGGCCACUUUUUGUCAAUCGAUUAAAAUUUUCUUCUCGAUCUUAGUGUUACGUGUAGUGAUUCGAUUGUCGACGUCGUCAUCGUCAUCGUCAUCGUCGUCGUCGUCGUAGUGGACGAUGGUAACGAAAAUCUCUGCUGUCGAUGCUGGCGUCGCUCUAUUGGGCGCCGUCGGUUCGCGUUGUGUCGUAAAACAGGCAACGGUGAAGAAAUGCGUCGCAGCCCUCCUUCUUGUCUCCAUUGCCAGCAUCUUUUAUUACACCCACUACGUCAUCAGCAGUCCUCUCUCUAGUUUGAUACAUCGAGAUACCAGACCCGAGCCCUCGAUAAGAUGCUCCACAUUAAGGGGUGCGACGAGACUGCCUUCGGCACCGGAUCACCGGAGCGAGGCUCGAUUGAGAAUAGAUCCAAAGGUGUUGGUCUUCGUCGAAACUUUAUAUUCCAGGCUGGGACGAGAGAUAGCCGAGUUACUCGUUUAUAACCGAAUAAAGUACAAAGUAGAGGUAGCCGGCAAGUCUCUGCCGGUAUUGACGAAUCUCGACAAAGGUCGUUAUGGCGUUCUAAUAUUCGAGAACCUGAACAAGUACCUUCAAAUGGACAAGUGGAAUCGAGAACUAUUGGACAAGUAUUGUAGAGAAUACUCGGUCGGAAUCGUAGGCUUUGCUCCUCCUGGAGAAGAGAGUCUCGUUGGUGCCCAACUCAAAGGUUUUCCUCUCUUCAUACAUACGAAUCUUCGAUUAAAGGACGCCCAGUUGAACGCGGCAUCUCCUAUUCUACGAUUAACCAGAUCCGGAGAAACAGCCUGGGGACCACUUCCUGGUGGUGACUGGACCAUUUUUCAGGCCAAUCACAGUACCUACGAACCAUUGGCCUGGGCGCACAGGGACAGCCUCGACUAUCCAACCAACAAAAGCCCUCUGGCUACUGUCAUUCAGGAUCAUGGAAGAUACGACGGCAUUCAAAGAGUCCUGUUCGGUGGAGGUCUAAGAUUUUGGUUGCACAAGUUGUUACUCCUCGAUUCGCUCUCGUAUCUUUCGCACGGUCAACUGAGUCUAAGCUUGAAUCGUAUGAUUCUUGUUGACGUGGACGAUAUAUUCGUCGGUGAGAAAGGUACGAGGUUGAAGAGGGACGACGUGAUGGCUUUGCUGGCGACGCAACAAAAGAUUCAAGCACUGGUUCCGGGGUUCAAAUUCAACUUGGGGUUUUCCGGGAAGUAUUUUCAUCACGGAAUAGCAGAGGAAAAUUUGGGGGACGAUAUGCUUCUGGAGAACGUCGACAGAUUUACGUGGUUUUCCCACAUGUGGAACCACCAACAACCCCAUCUUUACGAGAAUGUGACCCACCUACAAUUGGACAUGGCACUGAACAAACAAUUCGCAAAGGACCACGGAAUACCAACGGUAAGCGGAUACAGCGUAAGUCCUCAUCAUUCAGGCGUUUAUCCGGUCCACGAAGGCCUCUAUGAGGCUUGGAAAAGAGUUUGGAACAUCAAGGUCACUAGCACGGAAGAAUACCCACAUUUAAGGCCAGCACGUUUAAGACGUGGUUUUAUUCAUCGUAACAUCAUGGUACUCCCCAGACAGACGUGCGGCCUUUUCACUCACACCAUCUUUAUAGAAAGGUACCCAGGCGGAAGGGAUAAGUUGGACGAAUCGAUACAGGGCGGCGAACUCUUUCAAACGAUCGUUUAUAAUCCUAUAAAUAUUUUUAUGACACACAUGUCCAAUUAUGGAAACGAUCGUUUGGCACUGUAUACCUUCGAAUCCGUAAUCAAGUUUAUUCAAUGUUGGACAAAUUUGAGAUUGUCGAGUGCACCGCCGCUUAAACUCGGCGAACAUUAUUUUCAACUGUAUCCAGAGGAAGCCGAUCCUGUGUGGGGUAAUCCAUGCGACGACCAAAGGCAUCAAAAAAUCUGGUCGAGAAACAAAACGUGUGAUCAAUUGCCAAGAUUCUUAGUCAUUGGUCCUCAAAAAACUGGUACCACUGCACUCUAUACUUUUCUGUCCAUCCAUCCGGCCAUAAGCAGUAAUUUACCCAGCCCAGACACGUUCGAAGAAAUACAAUUUUUCAAUGGGAAAAAUUAUUAUAAAGGUUUAGAUUGGUACAUGAGUUUCUUUCCGGCAUCAAAAAACGAAAGUUCUAGAUAUCUUUUCGAAAAAUCAGCAACUUAUUUCGAUGGCGAAUUGGUUCCAAGAAGGGCGCAUGCACUUUUACCAAGAGCUAAACUCAUUACAAUAUUACUUUCGCCAGCACGAAGAGCUUAUUCGUGGUAUCAACAUACUAGAGUUCACGGUGACCCUAUAGCAAAUAAUUAUUCCUUUCAUUCGGUCAUUACGGCCAGCGAUACAGCCCCAAAACCAUUAAGAGACCUUCGGAAUAGAUGCCUCAAUCCCGGCAAGUAUGCUCAACAUUUAGAAAGAUGGUUGUCGUUUUAUCCACCUCAGCAAGUGCAAAUCAUCGAUGGCGAACAAUUGCGACAAAAUCCAGUAGAAACGUUGCACGAAUUGCAAAGGUUUCUUAAAAUCACUCCAGUAUUUAAUUAUUCCUCGCAUCUCAGGUAUGAUCCUAAAAAAGGAUUCUUUUGUCAAGUUACCAAUGAAGAUCGUACUAAGUGUCUCGGAAAAAGUAAAGGACGUCAGUACCCACCGAUGGAGGAUAAAUCCUACAAAUUUUUACAAAGAUAUUACUUGUCACACAACACGGCUCUUGUAAAAUUAUUAAAACGACUAGGAUCCAGAACGAUUCCACAAUGGUUGAAGGAAGAUCUGACCGAUACGGUGAUGACCUAGCAAACGCCAAUCGCAUGAAACACAGCUAUAUCUCGAUUUCAAGCUUGGAUUCUCGCUUCCGCAGUACACGAAAUACGUCGUUUAUUAGUGGAAGACUUGUAAAUUAUUUGUAAAUUAAAAUAUAUUUCGCUGGAUUAUAACAUCCUAAUCGGAGAAGGACCAUAACCAGUGAAGUGAUGGCCUAACAAAUCGAUGAAAACCUGCAAAGCUACUAGUCACUAAACGAUUUAACAGUUACAUGA
Polistes dominula (European paper wasp) is the source of this 5256-nucleotide messenger RNA. RefSeq names its product N-deacetylase and N-sulfotransferase sfl (gene sfl). Gene Ontology annotation, cellular component: Golgi apparatus. NCBI's taxonomy places the organism in Eukaryota, Metazoa, Arthropoda, Insecta, Hymenoptera, Vespidae. Gene Ontology annotation, molecular function: heparan sulfate N-sulfotransferase activity; deacetylase activity; hydrolase activity. The record is from RefSeq and is a predicted model, not a curated record.